AUGACGUCAUGUGAGAUGCCCGCAAUUCUUCUUGGUUGGCAUCAAGAUUGGUUUUCAUUCCUUUUUAUCCGUAAUACCUUUUCUAUUCGUUUAAUAAUAUCAAAUAUAUUUCUUUCUUUCUUUCUUUCUUUCUUUCUUUCUUUCUUUCUUUCUUUCUUUCUUUCUUUUCAUUAUAAUAAUCAUUCUUCUUCUGUAUCACUUGAAUGUCUUUCUUUCUUUCUUUCUUUCUUUCUUUCUUUUCAUUAUAAUAAUCAUUCUAUCCAAAAGUCUUUGGUAAUUCAUGCUAACCUUCAUAUGUUAUACUCUUCUGUAUCACUUGAAUAUCUUUCUUUCUUUCUUUCUUUCUUUCUUUCUUUCUUUCUUUUCAUUAUAAUAAUCAUUCUAUCCAAAACUUUCUUUCUUAGCUUUCUUUCUUUUCUUUCUUUCAUUAUUAAUAAUUAUUCUGUCCAAAAUCAAUUCAUGCUAACCUUCAUAUGUUAUAGUCUUCUGUAUCAAAUAUCUUUUUUUCUUUCUUUCUUUCUUUCUUUUCAUUAUAAUAAUCAUUCUUCUUCUGUAUCACUUGAAUAUCUUUUUUUUUUUCUUUCUUUUCUUUCUUUCUUUCUUUCUUUCUUUUUUUCUUUUCAUUAUAAUAAUCAUUCUGUCCAAAAAUCUUCUGUAUCACUUGAAUAUCUUUCUUUCUUUCUUUUUUCUUUCUUUCAUUAUAAUAAUCAUUCUAUCCAAAAUCUUCUGUAUCACUUGAAUAUCUUUCUUUCUUUCUUUCUUUCUUUCUUUCUUUUUUUCUUCUUUCUUUCUUUUCAUUAUAAUAAUCAUUCUAUCCAAAAUCUUUUUGAAUAUCUUUCUUUCUUUCUUUCUUUCUUUUCUUUCUUCUUUCUUUCUUUUCAUUAUAAUAAUCAUUCUGUCCAAAAGUCUCUGGUAAUUCAUGCUAAAAUAGUCUUCUUAUCACUAAUUCAUUUCUUUCUUUCUUUCUUUUCUUUCUUUCUUUCAUUUGUUAUAAUAAUCAUUCUGUCCAAAUCUUCUGUAUCACUUGAAUAUCUUUCUUUCUUUUUCUUUCUUUCUUUCUUUUCUUUCUUUUCUUUUCUUUUCAUUAUAAUAAUCAUUCUAUCCAAAAAUCUUCUGUAUCACUUGAAUAUCUUUCUUUUUUUCUUUCUUUUCUUUCUUUUUCUUUCUUUCUUUCUUUCUUUUUUUCUUUUCAUUAUAAUAAUCAUUCUGUCCAAAAGUAUUGUUUUUCUUUUCUUUCUUUCUUUCUUUCUUUCUUUCUUUUCUUUCUUUUCAACCUUCAUAAAAGUGGUAAUUCAUGCUAACUUCAUAUGUUAUAGUCUACUGUAUCACUUGAAUAUCUUUCUUUCUUUUCUUUCUUUCUUUCUUUCUUUCUUUCUUUUCAUUAUAAUAAUCAUUCUUCUUCUGUAUCACUUGAAUAUCUUUUUCUUUCUUUCUUUCUUUUCUUUCUUUCUUUCUUUCUUUCUUUCUUUUCAUUAUAAUAAUCAUUCUGUCCAAAAUCAUCACUUGAAUAUCUUUCUUUCUUUCUUUCUUUCUUUUCUUUCUUUUCUAAGCUUUCUUUCUAAGCUUUCUUUCUUUUCUUUCUUUUCAUUAUAA
Acanthosepion pharaonis is the source of this 1593-nucleotide messenger RNA. Lineage: Eukaryota; Metazoa; Mollusca; Cephalopoda; Sepiida; Sepiidae. The record is from the annotation of a GenBank genome assembly.